Molecule: messenger RNA, 1823 nt
Organism: Schistocerca piceifrons (Central American locust)
Lineage: Eukaryota; Metazoa; Arthropoda; Insecta; Orthoptera; Acrididae
Product: serine/arginine-rich splicing factor 7-like
Exons: 6
Coding region: 104-745 (213 amino acids)
Biological process (GO): mRNA splicing, via spliceosome
Cellular component (GO): nuclear speck
Molecular function (GO): RNA binding; zinc ion binding
Source: RefSeq, a predicted model, not a curated record
UUCCCAUGAGCUCCUGCGACUGUGCGUCCGUUUGAUUCGAUCGCCAUUUUGGGAUUACGUUUGUAUUGAAUGCGACAGUUGCAAAAUUUUGUAGGGCACCAAAAUGUCUCGAUAUCGAGAUUCGGGGUCAUCUGAUGCUAAGUUAUAUGUUGGAGACUUAGGAUCGUCGGCGUCCAAACAGGAACUUGAAGAAGCGUUUUCGUAUUACGGCCCUUUGCGCAAUGUGUGGGUCGCUCGUAAUCCACCCGGCUUUGCGUUUGUGGAAUUUGAGGACGUGAGAGACGCAGAAGAUGCAAUUCGGGGAUUGGAUGGAAGAACUAUAUGUGGCAGAAGAGUUCGUGUAGAAAUGUCAAAUGGCAUAGGUGGCAAAGGUGGCCGUUUCAGAGGUUCAGUACCACGACGAGGUCGGCCAUUUCACCCAGAAGACAGGUGCUACGAAUGUGGGGAGCGAGGCCACUAUGCCCGUGAUUGCUACAGAUACCGUUCUCGUAGCAGUGGACGGCGCAGGUCAUACUCACGUAGUCGUUCACGUUCAAGAUCAAGAUCACGUAGCCGCAGCAGGUCACGAAGCCGUCGUUCAAGAACAAGAUCGAGAUCUCGCAGUCGCUCGAAGACACCUAGGUCACGUUCUCGCACUCGCAGCCCAGCUCGCUCUAGGACACCGCGCUCACGAAGCCGCAGUGGAAGCAGGGCACGAGAUUCUCCUGAUCGCAAUGGGGAUGUUAACACAAAUGAACGGGAUUGAUUGCUUUGCUUUAACACUCAUCUUGGACCUUCUGGUGAUUGCUGGGAGGCAUCUAGACAGCUUGGAACUUCCAGAUUAUAUUUUUAAGUCACUCUUGUAAUGCUUUUAAAAUGUUCCAGCACUUGUUUGACUAAAGAAUGAAUUAGGCUAAGCUUUAUUACUUAAUGUUUCUCCAUAUGUUGUAUUGAGUACUACUUUUGCGGUACUCACUGUCAGUGUUAGAUUUGGACAUGCAUUUUGUAAACAGUGUACCUUUUAUAGGUUCCUGUGAACAAAUGCAGCAGGUUUGUAUUUAAAAACACAUUCUAUACUUUUCUUAUAAACUAUUGAGUGGUAUCAGCUCGUAUACUCACAUGAAGUAUAGUUUCCUAUAGUGUGAUUUGACAGAGAUUUUUAUUUUUGAUCUCACUGGAAUGAUACAGUUAACCACCUCAGUACUGGGCAACAGUAUUUUUCAGUUCAGUUCUGUGAUGUCAUUUUGGGCACCAGCCUAUAAUAUGAUUGUAAGCUCCUUCGCAGUAGUACUAAGAACUUCACGUGUUUGCCAUAUCAAGAGCAGUUGUCUUGUGGUGACAGUUGAGUGAUAAGCCAUUGCGCCUCUCUCUCACUCUCUCACUCCCCCCCCAUCCCCCCCGGUCUCCUGUUCCAUCUCCUGUUCACUCCACCCACCUGUUCAGAGAGAGAGAGAAGGGGGUGGGGCUUGUUUAAGUGUACUUGUUUGAUUUUGCAGAUAGUUAAUAAAAAUUUAGAAAUGUACCUGCCUGUGAAAAUAACAGGUACACAUGACAGGUCAAUUUUCAGCAUUUACCUUAGAUUCUGUAGUUUGUACUCAUACACGUCAUAACUGAAUUUAUUCAAAUGCUUGUCUUCUCCAUGGUUGGUCAUACCUGUAUUGCGACAGCUGUCUUUAACUUAACAAGUGUGUAGUAAAUCAGGUGGGUCGAGUAGGACAGUAAUAGCUGCAAAUAAGGGGAAGGCUUGCAUGCCACAAAUCCUUUAAAUUCACUUCUUCAUGUGAAGUUCUUCUAAUGAAGUGUACUUAAAUGUUAUGUUAAUAAAGUAUCUUUUCGGACAUUGA